Arachis duranensis is the source of this 450-nucleotide messenger RNA. Its product is annotated as protein MAIN-LIKE 2-like. Lineage: Eukaryota; Viridiplantae; Streptophyta; Magnoliopsida; Fabales; Fabaceae. The coding region runs from base 1 to 450 and encodes 149 amino acids. Gene Ontology annotation, biological process: meristem development; meristem maintenance. The transcript has 3 exons. The record is from RefSeq and is a predicted model, not a curated record.
AUGCGCUUGGACGAGAGGUACGUUCCGUACUUGCAGAUGGCCGGUUUAUACCAUCUUGUAAGGCUGAACGAGAGCUGGCUUAGGCUGGAUGAGCCCCUGGUUAGUCCAUUCAUGGAGCACUGGCGUCCAGAGAUGCACACGUUUUAUAUGCCGUUCGAGGAGUGCACGAUUACACUACAGGACGUGGCAUACCAGUUAGGGCUGCCGAUUAAUGGACAUUAUGAGACAUUUGGAGAGCUUCCUGAUGGAGCUGAUGCGCCCACUGUUAGGAGGUAUGCCUGGGUCUAUAUCAUAAAGCUGUUAGGGACACAACUAUUUGGUGAUAAGUCUGGUACUCGCAUUCACAUUAGGUGGCUGGCAUACACACGUGGUGAAGUUAGCAGGACCGUUACAGCUGCUUCAGUCAUGGAUCUUCUGGCGGUUUCUUGGAUUCAGACUCACUGGAUAUGA